UACUACGCAGAGGAUGAGCCCAAACAGAAGAAUGCGCAGCAAUCGCUCUUCUCCAAAGUCAAUAGUCAGUCGGGGCUCUUUACAGAUGUUUCAGACACAGCCUUGCCCGUUAUCAGAGUUAAACGCAAUGAUUCAAAUGCAUCAGCGAAUGAAUCUGACGCAAUCAGACAAGAUGAAAAGCCCCGCAAAGUCCCUAGUAAUAUUGGCAGCCACUACAGGCAAUUGGCUGUGCUGGAUGAUCUCAUAGUGCAAAAGGAACCACCGCGGAAGAAGCUCAGUAUUGACGAUGGCGAGCGUUAUUUUCAAGCGUACGCUAGCGUGGACACGGAGACAUAUUCGAAAGAAAAGAAAGCGCACGAGGAUGACUUCAUCGUGAACUUCACGAGGGCCCUGGCGCAAUGGGAACCACACCUUGAACUGGUCGAUAAAGGGGGUGGGGUUAACGCUACAAAAGACCUCAGCCGUAUCAUUAGGUCCUAUGUCCAAGGUCCACAGCAAACAAUCGCGGGCGUAGAUACGAUCAUGUUCGAUUACAAAGAAUCGCUACAGGAGUUGUUACGGCAUUUCUGGGCGUGUAUGCCCUGCGCAACCGCAGCCGCAGCCAAACGCGCAACCAAAAUCAUGGCCAGGUUGGGUGAUAUGAGAAAUGAGUUUGACACAGAACUGGCAAAGCGCAAUCCGGAACUUCGAAAGGUAUUUGCACCUCUGAAGGAAAGUAUUCGCGUGGCCGAGAGAAGCUACGAGGUGGCCAAGGCAGACAGUGCAGUUGCUAACAAUGCAUGAUAAACACGUGUAUAUAUAUAACAAGUACGCAUCUGCUAUUAGAGAGCAGAUAAGAGGUGGCCAAGGCAGACAGCCCAGUUGCUGACAAUACAUGAUAAACACAUGUAUAUAUAUAACAAGUGCGCAUCUGCUAUUAGAGAGCAGAUAAGAGGUGGCCAAGGCAGACGACGCAGUUGCUGCCAAUGCAUGACUAACAUAUAUAUAUAAUACCACGUGUAGGGUUCAUUGGCUUAUUUAUAGUUGAUAGCUGCUCUACACUAAUAGUAAUUGACAUUACUUCUUUACGAAAGGCAUUUCAGCGUCGAUUGCUUCGACCGUAGCGAAAUAGCUUUACUAAACUUUCUUCUUUAGCUAUCCCUUUGCAUUUAUGCUCAAUACACUACGUGAGCAGCUGAUGUAUAUGCAAUACUCGGUAGUUUUAUGUUGCAGACGCAAUCUAUUGUACAAAGCUAGGCAAUGUACUGCCUCGAUCCACUCGAAAUCGGUCGUAGUCAAUUCUUGCAGUCGAGCAGAAUAAAUAUUCUCAUCCA
Sphaeroforma arctica JP610 is the source of this 1313-nucleotide messenger RNA. RefSeq lists its product as hypothetical. Lineage: Eukaryota; Ichthyosporea; Ichthyophonida. The record is from RefSeq and is a predicted model, not a curated record. Gene Ontology annotation, biological process: nucleotide-excision repair; transcription by RNA polymerase II; transcription by RNA polymerase I. The transcript has 7 exons. The annotation marks the transcript as partial. Gene Ontology annotation, cellular component: transcription factor TFIIH core complex; transcription factor TFIIH holo complex.